AUGUUGACGUGCCGUCUGCUGUGCGCCCUGUUGGUGCUCGCCCUGUGCUGCUGCCCGUCCGUGUGUGUGACAACGGUUGAUGAGAAUCAGGAUGUUGCAAGUUCAGACACUCUUGCGCCAAAGGCAUCAGUCGAGACGGAACAGACAUCAGGGACGCCCGAUAAUCUGAAGGGAGGAAGCCAGAACAAUGCGGGUCAGACGUCCAAUCCGACGACUGAUAAGGAACAGACACUAGAAUCUCACAGUGCGCCACAGACACACGAUGGUGCGCCCGUUACGGCGGUGGGACAAAUUACAACCAAUCCGGAGCAGCCACCUACUUGGGUCACUGAGUCGGCAAACAAAGCGAAAGAGAGGCCCCUUAAUUUGGAACUGACAGGUAAAGCCGAUGCGCAGCAGCCAACAAGUGUGACUGCUAUAAUGAAGGUAUCAGAUAGCGAUGCCACUGCGCCAGGUACAACGACUACCACAACAACCACCGCGCCAGAGACACCAAGUAAUACGGCGACGAAUACAGAGGCGCCAACCACGACGACGACUACCACAACAACAACCACAGAGGCACCAAUCAUUACAUCUACGGAAGCACCAACCACGACGACCACCCGAGGGCCGUCACAUCUUCGCGAAACUGACGGCAGCCUCAGCAGCUCUGCGUGGGUGUGUGCCCCGCUGCUGCUUGCCGUAUCCGCGCUGGCGUACAACACUGUGGGCUGA
Molecule: messenger RNA, 717 nt
Organism: Trypanosoma cruzi
Lineage: Eukaryota; Euglenozoa; Kinetoplastea; Trypanosomatida; Trypanosomatidae
Product: mucin TcMUCII, putative
Exons: 1
Coding region: 1-717 (238 amino acids)
Source: RefSeq, a predicted model, not a curated record